Messenger RNA from Polychytrium aggregatum, 1476 nucleotides. RefSeq lists its product as uncharacterized. The record is from RefSeq and is a predicted model, not a curated record. Lineage: Eukaryota; Fungi; Chytridiomycota; Chytridiomycetes; Polychytriales. Gene Ontology annotation, molecular function: UDP-glycosyltransferase activity. The transcript is spliced from 7 exons. Bases 1 to 1476 code for a protein of 491 amino acids.
AUGCCGCCCCCGCUCAUCGCCAUCUAUGCCCUGGGCUCCGCCGGCGACGUCCUGCCGAUGAUUGCACUCGGUCGUGCCCUCCACACCCGGUGCAACUACCGUAUUCGCAUGAUAACCCCCGGCAAAUGGAAGGACCGAAUCCUGGAAGAAGGCCUCGAGUUUUUCGAUCAUCAUGACGACCCCAUCAUGUGCACCACGGAUGGCUUCGAAACCAAGGAGAUUGAGCUGUUUGUCAAGUAUCGUGGAGAUCCCCGAGGCGUAGCGGCUCUCAUGCGGGCCUCGGCCUCUGUGUUAGAAUACCUCUACAGAACCGUCGACGAGCAUCUCAAGGAUGUGGACUUGGCUGUGUUGGUUAAUGUCGGCGUCGGGCUCCAAGACGAUCUCCAGGCGAGAGGUAUCCCCUUUGUAGUUUGCAACCUGCAGCCCGGCCGAGCUACGCAGGACUACCCACCCCCGAUGAUGAGCCAGCUCUACCAGCCCGACAGCAAACAGACCGGCUAUAGCAAUAUCAUGUCGUGGGCUUCCUAUGGCUUUAUAGCGAUCUGGAAUCUCAAUCCGAUCUUCCAAGCAAGACGGAGAGCUCUCGGAUACCGCCGCGGCUUCCUGCCCUCGUCUGUUACGAUCCUCUAUGACGUUCUCCAAAAGUUACUGACGGACGGAGAAGCGCUUGCCAGAACACCCUUCAUGUGCGCCUUCAGCCCGGCACUGCUUCCCAUCCCCUCGGACUUCAAGCCAACCAUGGAACAUCUUUUCUCUGGCCCGCUCUUGCUGGGGCCCGAGCUCUGUGCCAAGCCGUUCGUGCCUGCUCAGGAUUUGGUCGACUUUCUUGCCACCGGACGGAUCGUCUACUUUGGAUACGGGUCGCUUCAAAAGAUUGGCCCGACCUCGACCAAGGAGAUUGACCACAUGUCCAUCUGGCUCGCUGCAAUCCAGGAGCUCGAAAGUCAGGGUCUCGAGCUCAAGGCCAUCUUUUCGUUUUCGUGGGGUCAGGAAGACAUCGCAUCAGCCGAGGCCGACUCCAAGUACCAGCAACUGCGGGAGGAUAUGGACACUCUGAUCGGACAGAAGCGAGUCUUUCGUCUGCUUGGAUCGUACCCGCACACCUACUUGUUUCCAAAGUGCCAUGUGGCAGUCCACCACGGCGGCGCCGGUACGACUCAAACGGCCGCAAAGUAUCGACUCCCUGCCAUCAUCGUGCCCCACUUCCUGGACCAGCCAUUUAUGGGCUCGGUCGCCAAGCAUCAUGGUAUCGGCACCGUCAUCGACCUGGACGACUUUUCAACGGCGACACUGGUCGCUGCUCUGAAAGAUAUACUUCUAGAUCGCCCCGAGUUUUACAAGAAAAACUGUGAUCGGAUUGCCGAUGAAAUGGCCAAGGAGGACCCUAUUGGUGGCGCCGUCCAGCUGAUUCAGAGUCUGCUUCAGGGCAACGCAACUCCAGAGUCCGAAGGAGGCUCUGAUGAUACGGCUGCUUGA